ACCCUAAACUAAAACCUGACUGCAGUAUGCCCUAUUGCCCCUUUCUCACGCUCUGAGACUCAGUCCCUCUGGGUUCUAUCCCUCAUCCUGACUUCCUCUCUUUCAGUCCUUCUGGCCACCACUAACCUCGCCAGUAUCCACCACCUCUCUCGGCCUCCAGUCCGUCUCUGUUCUUUCUGCCUCCAAUUGAUUCCCUCUAUCGAUCACCUCUGUCGAUUGCCAGUAGUUCAAGUUAAAAUCUUCUCAUUGAUGCAGGCAGUCUCCACAGUCCAUACUGUUCACAGCAUCUACCUUACACCGCUGCAUGACUGGAAAAUUGAUAAGCUCCAUUAGCAAUGUGAUGGAAUUGAAUUUAUUCCAAUAUCUUUGAGGUAGAGGUUGAAGUGCUGAAUCCCAUUCGUUUCUUAUAGUUCUGCACUUGAUAAAUUGAGAUCCAUGCUUGUUGCUUUCCUUCCUUGGGAAGGAGGUAGAAGAACAUUUUAUAGUAGAGGGCUAGGCUUCCCGGUUCUAUGUGGCGUAUUGCUUCAAAUUUUCUUUGGAGAACAUCAUCAUCUAAAACACCUUCACUCUCCCAUUCCCCUCUCAAAAACCUUCCUUUCCUGACCCAUCAGUUUUCUAAAAUCACUUCCAUAAAACACCAAAAGCAGCAGCAACUUCAGUUGCUUGUUCUUUUGCACCACAUUUCAAAUUUGGCCUCCAAGCCUAGCUUGUCUAUAUGGAGGCGGAAGAAAGAGAUGGGAAAAGAAGGGUUAAUUGUGGCCAAGGAGCUCAAGCGACUCCAAUCAGACCCUCUCCGGCUUGAUCGAUUCAUGAAAUCCCAUGUUUCUCGCUUGCUCAAGUCUGAUCUUGUCGCUGUUCUUGCUGAGUUUCAGAGGCAAGACCAGGUUUUUCUUUGCAUGAAGUUAUAUAAUGUAGUGCGUAAAGAAAUAUGGUAUCGGCCAGAUAUGUUCUUCUACAGGGACAUGCUUAUGAUGCUUGCAAGAAACAGGAAGGUUGAUGAAGUGAAGCUGGUUUGGCAAGAUUUGAAGAGAGAGGGAGUUUUAUUUGACCAGCAUACCUUUGGUGACAUCAUUAGAGCAUUCUUAGACAGUGGACUACCGUCAGAAGCAAUGGACAUAUAUGAGGAGAUGAGACAAUCGCCUGAUCUUCCUUUAUCCUUGCCUUUUCGGGUGAUCUUAAAGGGGCUCCUUCCAUACCCAGAUUUAAGAGAGAAGGUGAAAGAUGACUUCUUAGAACUUUUCCCAAAUAUGAUUGUUUAUGACCCAGCUGAAGACUUGUUUGAAGAUCAAGAUAGGGGAAGUGAAGAUGAUUAGAAGGUGGUACAGGUGCAUCCAUCAUAUCUAUUUCUCAACCAAUGAUGCUUGGUCUUGCAGAAUCCUGCCAUUGGCAGUGCUAGUAGGGGAAGUGAAGUGGAGAUGAUUAGAAGGUGGUAGAGGUGCAUGCAGCAUAUCUAUUUCUCCACCAAUGAUGCUUGGUCUUGCAGAAACCUACCGUUGGCAGUGCUAGUAGGAAUAGAUGGCUUCCUACAUAUGGUUGAAGCUUGUACUCCUUCAUGGUGUCAUUGAACUUACUCAAGGGUGUCUCACUCUCGAGUCUUGUAGCGUCGUGUGCAAUGUGCGUUUUACCCUUUCUGAUGCUCCUUAGGCAAGACAUGGUAUCUAAAAUUAAGUUUUUAUUUUCAAUUUAUGAAGCAGUGGAGUGCUGAACCAAAAAUACGUGGUAUUUAAUGAAGCUUUAAGAUUUGUAUAA
This is a messenger RNA of Hevea brasiliensis (rubber tree), 1749 nucleotides long. RefSeq names its product pentatricopeptide repeat-containing protein At1g62350. Lineage: Eukaryota; Viridiplantae; Streptophyta; Magnoliopsida; Malpighiales; Euphorbiaceae. The transcript is spliced from 4 exons. The coding region runs from base 510 to 1313 and encodes 267 amino acids. The record is from RefSeq and is a predicted model, not a curated record. Gene Ontology annotation, molecular function: protein binding.